AUGGUGCCUCCGCACCCGAGCUCAGCGGUGAAGCUGGAGACAAAUGGUGGAUAUGUACCCGAGAUCUGGACUUGGUACGCGCUCGGUAUAUUGAUCCUCAUCCUUCGUCAUGUUGUCAGACUCCGUACAGUAGGCAUACAGGGAUACCAAGGUGACGACUACUUGUCCAUAAUUUCUAUGGGUCUGUACACCGUCGACACCACCAUGGGCUAUUUCGCCUACUACACCGGAGGAAACAUCGACGUGACAGCCGACGAGGUCACCUCACUCAGCGAUGCAGACGUACGCAUCCUCGAAAUGGGCAGCAAGAUGGAAUUCGUGACCUGGUACACCUAUCCAGGUUUCGUCUGGGUCUUGAAGUUCUGUAUCCUCUUCUUUUACCGCCGCCUGACCUUGGGUCUGAUAAAGGAGCGAACCCUCAAGUUCCUAUUCGUAUUUUGCGGCGUUACAUGGGCCGCACUGAUAAUCGCCGUGAGCUCAACAUGCCGACCUUUCCGCAAUAACUGGACCAUCCGCCCGCUGCCCGGCGAGGAGUGCAUUUUUCGAGCUCAGAACUUCAAGGCCCUGGCCGCACUCAACAUUUCAACUGACAUGGCCAUCUUGACCAUUCCCGCGCCGAUGAUCUGGCAACUCCGGAUACCAUUGUGGAAGCGCAUCGGCGUCACCCUCCUGCUAUGUGGCGGCCUAUUUGUCAUCUCCGCCGCCAUCAUCCGCGCCGCCUUGACACUCACCGGCACGCCGAGCGUCCUCAACAUCAACCUGUGGGGCUACAGGGAGACUGUGAUAGCUUUGCUGGCAGUUACAGCUCCGGUAUUGAGCCCGAUGUUUAGACCUGGUUUCUGGACGAGGGGCGUCUACGUCGGCCGACCGGCGGAUGACCAGCAGCGCGAUGCGGAGGAGGAGAUUGCGGCCAUGGAGAGGGGGAGGAGGAGGAGGCUAAUGGGAAGCUGGUUCUUUGGCAGCAGCUUACUGCACAGCUCGUUGUUGACGAUCAAGUCGAGCGUUAAGUCGGCCGUUUUCACCACUAGGACGAGGGCUGCAGAGGUGGAUCCGGAGAUGGCCGAGGCUCCAGCACCAGCACAGCAGGUGUUAUCACCUACGGUUGAGGAGCCCGCCAGAGCACAAUUGGUCCAGAAAUCCACUGACCGAGUCCCCUCAGAAACCCACACAUCGGGCAAUGCAAGGCCCAAGCCGGUCAACUUUGGCGUCAUCGUCUUCCCAGCCUUCCAGCUGCUAGACGUGUUCGGCCCCCUGGACGCGCUCAGCCUGCUGUCGCGCUCCUACAACAUGAACCUAUACAUCAUCGCUGCCACCAUGGACCCGGUGUCCACAAAGAGAUUGACACCCCCAGACAGCGGCGGCAUCCAACCGGGCCCCUCCAAGUCCCCCGGGUUCGGAACCACCAUCCUGCCAACCCACACCUUCUCGACGGCACCGGACCUGGACGUGCUGGUCGUCCCGGGCGGCCAGGGCACAAGGGCGCGGUCGCCAGCCAUAUCCGAGGCCAUUGGCUUCAUACGGGAGAGGUUCGACUCGCUUCAGUACCUCAUCACCGUGUGCACGGGGGCUGGGCUUGCCGCACGGAGCGGCGUGCUCGACGGGAGGCGCGCGACGACGAACAAGCUGGCGUGGGAGGAGACGACGGCGCUGCGGCCGCAGGUGGACUGGGUUCAUCGGGCGCGUUGGGUCAACGAUGGGAACAUCUGGACGUCAUCGGGUAUCAGUGCCGGGAUAGAUGUGACGUUCGCUUGGAUUGAGGAUGUCUACGGGGCUGAUGUCGCGAAGGAUGUUGCGGAUCGGAUGGAGUACACGCGUGUAACGGAUCCUGACAAUGAUCCAUUUGCUGGCCCACGUGAUUGA
This is a messenger RNA of Diaporthe batatas, 1860 nucleotides long. RefSeq lists its product as uncharacterized. Lineage: Eukaryota; Fungi; Ascomycota; Sordariomycetes; Diaporthales; Diaporthaceae. The coding region runs from base 1 to 1860 and encodes 619 amino acids. The transcript has 4 exons. The record is from RefSeq and is a predicted model, not a curated record.